GUCGGCCGUCUGCUGUGAGGGAGCCCGGACGCACAAGCAAGCUGAAGGCGUCGACCAGCUGACAUCUGACGACCAGUAAGUGUUUACGUCAAAGAACUCAUGUGAAGCUGAAGCAGAGAGUGUGUGUGUGCGUGUGUGUGUGUGUGUGUGUGUGUGUGUGUGCUGAACGCUGAGCACUCCCAGAUGUCUGCAGCCCUCCAGAUGUUUCUGUGUUGAAGCGUUUUAUGAACACUUCGUCACGCGGUCUCGCUCACAACGUUCAGUCCGUCGGUUCGUCUACGAGAACACGAUCAACGUCCGGAGGUUCGGAUGAGCAGAAAAACAACGACAUGGUCAUUGAAGCUUUAUUCUGGGAACAGAUCUCAGAUCUCAUUUAUGACGACGUCGUGGACAUUUAUUAAAAGUAGUCUUGGACGUUUAAUGUGUCGCUCAGUUUUAAGAACUAGAUACCCAGAUGUAUCAUUAUCGUAUUAUAAUUAAUUAUAGUACUAGUAGCAGUCGUGGGAGUAGUACAUAUGUGUCAUCUUUAAUGAGAACAUCCACACAAUCAGAAACACUUAGGUGAACCUUGGCAGGAAUUCCCACAGUGAGUGGUUGCGUAAUUAGGAGAUCUGGAAGUUGCGCAAGUCUUGGAUCGGCGUCUGUCCGCUUGCUGGCGAUCCUUUGUGGGAAGCCUUGUCGUGGUUGCGUCUACAUGUCUUUGAAUGCAUCUACUGAAACAGGAAGUCUUUGAUUUGAGUUCAUCUUAAUGAUUGGGAUUGUGGCAGCAACUCAUAUUCAUGAGCCAUGUGCACUCUGUGUAUGUGCAGGCUAUGUAGUAGAAGACGCUUCGUUGCCUAAAGCGAUCUAAACUAAGCUGAAAAGAAUAAUAAUAUAAUAAUAAUAUCAAAGUCAGAGGGUAAUAAUAUGCUUCACUCUUGGAUUAAAGUCUUACAUUUGACCCAUUCAUCCACCAUAACUGUAACUGUUACUAUUAAAUAAAAGCUUUUCGCCGAGCUAACUGUUGCUAAUAAAGUAGCAUAUUCAUCCUUAUUGGGUGUUAAUUGUCUUAUAGCUGCCAUGCGACUGUUUUCAUCUGGGUGCAAAUAGAAACUCUGCUUCAAAAAAGGGUUUAUAUUUAUUGAUGUAUGUGUUUAUUUGGCCGGGACAACGCCCACCAAUCAACAGGAGAACUGUAAGCGACCAGGAGAAGCUCAUUUUCUGUUCCCGGACAGAUUUUUGAAGGCGAAGGUAUAGAAGUUAUCCAUUUGCUUCCUCUGAAGAGCCUCAGGUAUCUGUUAAGACACCGAGGGUGAAUCAGCUUGGGUUUCUUAACAGCAUCAAUGUUGUUGUUGUUGUUGUUUCACCUUCUUUCAUCUCAAUUGAGUCGAACGGGAUGGCAUGCAUCUGGAGGUACCACUGAUGUUGAUGGAGUCUGUCACCUGGAGGAUGUCUCUCAAAGAUCUUACAGAUGAAUCUCUUUCAGAGAUGUACCAACCGACCUCGGCGGCACUUGCGGUGCUGCUCUGCUCUUCACUCUUGGUGAAUGGAGGUAAAGUCCUGGUGUUCCCCGUGGAUGGAAGCCACUGGAUCAACAUGAGAGUCCUCGUGGAGGAGCUUCACACCAGAGGCCACGAAAUCACAGUGAUGCGUCCGUCAGACAGCUGGUACAUCAAGCCAGAGUCCCCCCACUACAAGUCCAUCACAGUCAACUCCUCUACUGGUUUUGACGAAAAAGGCUUUGGGUUAUUUGUAGACAGAAUGAUGAGCAUGCGGCGCAAUGGAGCUUCGCUUUGGGAUCGUAUAUCUCUGGAAUUGGAACUGCUGGAACAGUUCUACGAGAUGAAUAAGCAGCUGAUUCAGAUGAUGGAGGAGAUCUUUGAGGAUACCAAACUGAUGCAAAGCCUCCGCGAUGCCAAAUAUGACUUGUUUCUCACAGACCCUGCGAUUGGUGGAGGGGCACUUCUGUGUCACCGUUUGGGUCUUCCACUUGUCUUUAAUGUGAGGUGGACUAUUCAGGGUGAAGGGCAUCAAGCAAUCACACCUUCCCCAUUCUCUUAUGUCCCAAUACCCGGGGCAGAGCUGACCGACAAGAUGACCUUUCCCGAGCGGAUCAAAAACAUACUUUAUUAUUUCUUUACUGUUUUUCAAGUUUGGUACGUCACAGAUUCCAACUUCAAACCAUUCGUCCAUCGUUACUUUGGAAAGGAUGUCCAUUACAUGGAGCUGUUUCAGGCAGCAGACAUCUGGCUGAUGAGGAACGAUUUCACCUUUGAGUUCCCACGACCCACAAUGCCAAACAUCGUCUACAUGUCCGGAUUUCAGUGCAAACACUCCAAGCCCCUGUCUCAGGAACUAGAGGCCUUUGUCCAGAGCUCUGGUGAACACGGCGUCAUCAUUAUGACGUUGGGAAGCCUUGUGGGAAAACUUCCCGAGGACAUCACCGAGGACAUUGCUGCUGCUUUCGCCCAACUUCCUCAGAAAGUGAUCUGGAGGCACAAAGGCAAAAGACCAUCCGGCCUCGGCAACAACACCUUACUCUUGGACUGGCUGCCUCAAAACGACCUCCUGGGUCACCCAAAGACCAGAGUGUUUGUGGCCCACGGAGGUACCAACGGAAUCCAGGAGGCCAUCUACCACGGCGUCCCUCUGGUCGGCCUGCCCCUCAUGUUCGACCAGCCGGACAACUUCUUCAGGAUGAAAGCAAGAGGUGUGGCCAAAGUUCUAGACAUCGCAACUGUGAACAAAGACAACUUCCUGGAGGCUCUGAAGGAGGUACUCUACGAUCCAACCUACAGGGAUAAGAUGAAGGUGCUGUCCAACCUGCAUAGAGACCAGCCCAUGAAACCAAUGGACCGGGCCAUGUUCUGGAUCGAGUUCGUCAUGAGGCACAAAGGAGCGGCACAUCUAAGGACGGAGUCCUACAAGAUGUCUAAGAUCCAGUACUACUCGAUUGAUGUGGUGGCGUUUCUAAUGGCAGUUGUUUUGCUCGUUUUGACCGUUUUUGUUUCUGCGGUUACAUUUUUGUGGCGAAGAGUGUUUUCUGGAAGCAAAAUCAAAAAGGAAUGAAGAAUAUGUCGCUAGAUAGUCAACUGGAUUCUUGAUCUGUCUUACGUUGGUAACCUAACACAUCUCAGUGUGCACCUUCACUCACAAACCUCCUUUUAUCUGAUUACUUCAGCCAAAGAAGUCAUGUUUACAUUGUUUGUUUGUUCGUUUGUGUGUUCGUCGGAUAGCAGAAUACCUCAGAAAUAAAUAUCAUUUGGUGUUAGGUUGGACCUUAAGUCAGCGAUCAGUUUUCACUGCAUAUCCAGGAAUAUUUUUUAAUGAUUUCUUCUACGUUUUUUGAAAAAAUAAAUACUAAAUCUCAAUAACUAGUGCACUUAUUUGAAUUAAAUGAAAUAAGAAAAAAAACUUGCAUCUUGAGAUUGUUUAUCCCUGUGGAUGGUCAAUGAUUAAAUAUUGUUCGUAAUGUUUAGUGAUGAUGUGUUGUUCAGUAAAUCGUUCUACAAAUUCAUGUUUUCAAAAUUAUUAUUUCAAGCCGUGAAUUAAAAGUACCAACAUUAUGUAUUGAUUGAUUGUUUAUUUGCUUCACAAAGAAUUGGUAAUUUUGUAUGUACUUUUGCUCACCCAAAGACCGGAGUGUUUGGACUACAGGAGGCCAUCGACCAGACCAUAAUCCCCCAGACCAUAAUCCCCCAGACCAUAAUCUUGCAAGCCCGUCAAUUAUUUCUCAUUCAUCAGCCAAUCACACGCAUGCUCACUCAUUAUUCACUUGCUGUCAU
Cyclopterus lumpus (lumpfish) is the source of this 3764-nucleotide messenger RNA. RefSeq names its product UDP-glucuronosyltransferase 2C1-like. Gene Ontology annotation, molecular function: UDP-glycosyltransferase activity. The coding region runs from base 1381 to 3048 and encodes 555 amino acids. The record is from RefSeq and is a predicted model, not a curated record. Lineage: Eukaryota; Metazoa; Chordata; Actinopteri; Perciformes; Cyclopteridae. The transcript is spliced from 2 exons.